Notolabrus celidotus (New Zealand spotty) is the source of this 3586-nucleotide messenger RNA. It is a transcript of the gene cse1l, whose product is annotated as CSE1 chromosome segregation 1-like (yeast). Gene Ontology annotation, biological process: protein import into nucleus; protein export from nucleus. The coding region runs from base 99 to 3014 and encodes 971 amino acids. The record is from RefSeq and is a predicted model, not a curated record. Lineage: Eukaryota; Metazoa; Chordata; Actinopteri; Labriformes; Labridae. Gene Ontology annotation, cellular component: cytosol; nuclear envelope. The transcript is spliced from 25 exons. Gene Ontology annotation, molecular function: small GTPase binding; nuclear export signal receptor activity.
GACAUUUGAAAGCUGGCACAGUGAGCACGUCUGGACGGUAUACACAGUGCCUCUCCAUCCCAUUCUGACUGAAAUAUACUGUCACGGGAACGACUAGCAUGGAACUGAAUGAUGCUAACCUACAGACCCUCACCGAGUUCCUUAGGAAAACACUGGACCCAGAUCCAGCAGUCAGGCGUCCAGCUGAAAAGUUUCUUGAAUCCGUGGAAGGAAACCAGAACUACCCCUUAUUGCUACUUACCUUGUUGGAAAAAUCUCAAGACAAUGUGAUUCGAGUUUGUGCAGCUGUUACAUUCAAAAACUACAUCAAAAGAAACUGGCGCAUUGUUGAAGAUGAACCAAACAAAGUCUCGGAUCCGGACCGGACAGCAAUCAAAGCAAACAUAGUGAAUUUGAUGCUGAGCAGCCCAGAACAGAUUCAGAAACAGUUGAGUGAUGCCAUCAGUAUUAUAGGACGGGAAGAUUUCCCUCAAAAAUGGCCAGACCUGCUUACAGAGAUGGUGACCCGCUUCAGAAGUGGAGACUUCCACAUCAUCAACGGUGUGCUUCGUACAGCACAUUCCCUCUUCAAGAGGUAUCGCCAUGAAUUCAAGUCAAAUGAGCUUUGGACAGAGAUCAAACUAGUACUGGACACAUUUGCCCUACCUCUGACAGAGCUGUUCAAGGCAACUAUUGAGUUGUGUCAGACUCAUGCUACAGACAUUAAUGCCUUGAAGGUCCUCUUCUCUUCAUUAACACUCAUCUCCAAGCUUUUCUACAGUCUUAAUUUUCAGGACCUUCCAGAGUUUUUUGAAGACAACAUGGAAACCUGGAUGACCAAUUUCCACGGCCUUCUGACUUUGGAUAACAAACUCUUACAAACAGAUGACGAGGAGGAAGCAGGUUUACUGGAGCUGCUGAAAUCACAGAUCUGCGACAACGCUGCUCUUUACGCUCAGAAGUACGAUGAAGAAUUCCAGCCGUAUCUGCCGCGAUUUGUCACAGCCAUCUGGAACCUUUUAGUUUCCACUGGCCAGGAAGUCAAAUAUGACCUGCUGGUAAGCAAUGCCAUUCAAUUCUUGGCAUCUGUCUGUGAAAGGCCACACUACAAGCAUCUAUUUGAGGAUCAGAAUACACUCACUAGCAUUUGUGAGAAGGUCAUUGUGCCCAACAUGGAGUUCAGAAGUGCUGAUGAGGAGGCGUUUGAGGAUAACUCUGAAGAAUACAUCAGAAGGGACCUUGAAGGAUCAGACAUCGACACUCGCCGCAGGGCAGCCUGUGACUUGGUCAGAGGCCUCUGUAAGUUUUUCGAGGGACCUGUCACUGCGAUCUUCUCUGGAUAUGUGAACUCGAUGUUAUCAGAGUACGCCAAGAAUCCUGGAGAGAACUGGAAACAUAAAGAUGCUGCCAUUUACCUGGUCACAUCACUGGCCUCUAAAGCACAGACACAGAAGCAUGGAAUAACACAAGCCAAUGAGCUGGUGAAUCUGAAUGAGUUCUUUGUGAACCACAUCCUCACCGACCUUAAAUCCCCCAACGUUAAUGAGUUCCCUGUGCUGAAGGCAGAUGCCAUCAAGUAUGUCAUGAUCUUCAGAAGCCAGCUGCCUAAGGAGCAGCUGCUGCAGGCAGUACCUCUGCUGAUAAGUCACCUGCAGGCAGAGAGCACAGUGGAGCACACAUAUGCUGCCCACGCUUUGGAGAGGCUGUUCACCAUGAGAGGCCCAAACAACACCACACUUAUCAGUCCUGCAGAAAUGGCACCAUUUACUGAACAGCUGCUCAACAACCUGUUCAAAGCGCUGGCCUUCCCUGGCUCUGCAGAAAAUGAAUACAUCAUGAAAGCCAUCAUGCGCAGCUUCUCCCUGCUGCAGGAGGCCAUUGUUCCCUACAUUCCCACUCUGAUUGGUCAGCUCACUCAUAAGCUCCUCUUAGUCAGCAAGAAUCCCAGCAAGCCUCACUUCAACCACUACUUGUUUGAGUCGCUGUGCCUUUCUGUCCGGAUCACCUGCAAAGCCAACCCCACCACUGUGAGCAGCUUUGAGGAAGCGCUCUUCCCUGUCUUUACUGAGAUCCUCCAGAAUGAUGUCCAGGAGUUUCUUCCAUACGUGUUCCAGGUGAUGUCUCUCCUUCUAGAGAUCCACUCCAACUCUAUUCCCUCAACCUACAUGGCUUUAUUCCCUCACCUGCUGCAGCCAGUGCUGUGGGAGCGGACAGGAAACAUCCCCCCUCUGGUGCGCCUGCUUCAGGCUUACAUGGAGAAGGGAGGGGCCACUAUUGCUGCUUCUGCUGAAGAUAAAAUUCCUGGCUUACUUGGAGUGUUCCAAAAGCUCAUUGCCUCUAAAGCCAAUGACCACCAAGGCUUUUACCUCCUCAACAGUAUCAUCGAGCACAUGCCCGCAGAAUCAAUCACUCAGUACAGGAAACAGAUCUUUAUUCUGCUCUUCCAGAGGCUACAAAGCUCCAAAACCACCAAGUUCAUCAAAAGUUUCUUGGUCUUUAUUAACUUGUAUGGCGUCAAAUAUGGAGCUAUUGCACUUCAGGAGAUUUUUGACAGCAUCCAGCCAAAAAUGUUUGGUAUGGUGUUGGAGAAAAUAAUCAUCCCUGAGGUUCAGAAGGUGUCUGGUGCAGUUGAAAAGAAAAUCUGUGCUGUCGGCAUCACAAAGGUCCUUACUGAGUGUCCUGCGAUGAUGGACACAGAGUACACCAAACUCUGGACCCCUCUGCUCCAGGCCCUCAUUGGCCUAUUUGAGUUGCCAGAAGACGACAGCAUCCCAGACGACGAGCACUUCAUCGACAUUGAAGACACACCAGGCUAUCAGACUGCCUUCUCACAACUGGCCUUUGCAGGAAAGAAGGAGCAUGACCCGAUUGGAGAUGCUGUUGGCAAUCCCAAGAUCCUUCUGGCCCAGUCGCUCCACAAACUUUCUACGGCUUGUCCAGGAAGGGUUCCAUCGAUGCUGAGCACCAGUCUGAAUGCGGAAGCCCUCCAGUACCUGCAGGGGUAUUUACAAGCAGCCACUGUGCAGUUAGUUUGAAACCGAUGCGAUGGUGUUCACGUAUUAAGGAUACCACAAUACGGUGCAGGAGGAACCACAGUGAGCUCAGGUCACAUGGCAGAACUGCUUCAGCUGAACUUGAGUCCUUACAGAUUUGGUUUGACAUGACGAUUUAUGACGGAUUGACCAGAGAAGUUGUGAUUUUGCUUGAGUUGCGGAUGUAUUCUCUGAUGGAGGUAUUUUUUUAAGGGUUUUUAAAGACAUGACCAAAAGUUGACUAGACUGAAUUACUGUUUGCGUUUCGGCCGUUUGUUGGCUGCGUGGCGAAACAAAGAUAUGGAUAUCUACGUAUGAUACAAUCACUUUAUUUCAGUAACAGCAGCAGAGGUACAUCUCAGCAGUAUUGUGGAACAUCUAAAUCACUUGGGAGGGAUUUCUUUAGCGCUUUUUUGUAUGUUUGAAUUCCUUUUUAUGAUAAAUGAUUCUGUAGUCUGUGGCUCAAACAUAAUGCUAGAUAUUUUUCUGUUGCAUGUUUCCUGUAGAUGUGUUCCUGUCUAGUCUUUGUUUCUGCACUGUUUGUUAAUGUGAAUAAAAAGAGGCACUUGUAUAGA